AUUUUCCUCAGUCUGACAGCCGCUCAUUUCAGAACGUAACGAAAGUAAACCGGGUCGCGGGCGACACCGAAAGAGAAAACCCGAAAUUAGGUAUUGCUGGUCAAUAGCCUAGGGUCUACAAAUACUCUGUUCUUCUUUUAAAAUAUCGAGAAUUUUUAUCAAAGCUACUACUUCGAAUAAAUUCAUUAUGGACUGCAUCAACAGUUUACUUCAGGCUGCAAGUGCGGAGAACUUUUUUAGCAACUAUGACGCAGUAUCCUCUCAAAUUGGAAACAUUGUUUCAUAUCAAAGCCGAUCACCAUGCGAAGACCUCAACAGCAUGUCUCAGACAGUUCCAAAUGUCGAAGAUGUUAGUGGUUAUGGCGAUGCUAUGCAGUUUCCAGACGAUCUAAGCGCCUUCGGAGAUGAUUAUGGGUGUGACAUGAAGCCAGAUAUCCAGUCUCUCAAAGCCUCUUUGCAGAGAGCACAGACUGAAAGUCCAUCCUCUUGCUACCAAGAAUAUAGCCCACAGCCUGUAUAUAGUCCACAGCCAACUUACAGUCCUCAGUCAUCUGGUAGUCCUCAGCCUUCCUCACCAAAUCCCUAUUCCCAACAAUCUGCAACAUCCCCAGAAAACUGGUGGCUCCAAGAACGCCAGCUUAUUCCAAGUCCAGCAACUAGUCAACCUCAAGAUUCUUGGUGCAUCCAAAACACAAACACCUCUUGUGAUGUGAAUGCCAAAGAGGCACAAGCCCAACUUUUGCUUGGAAUUCAGAAGUACCAUCAGCAACAUAUUGUGGAAAAGAUGUACCAAGUACAGCAACAACUCAUACAGCAGAAACAGCAGCAGAAUUUCUACCCUGUAAAUGGAUACAAAUUCCCAACAGCAUUGAAUAUGAAAUGGCCAGGUGUUUCAGAGAACUCUGCUUUUGAGCCACAAAGUGGACCCAAAACAUGUCUGUCUUUGUCAGAAUUCUAUCCUUCAUUGACACCAAAGCAGAGUGUUCUCAAGGCUGGAUCAAGUAUACUCAAAGAAAAGCGAACAAAUCCAAUGCAGAGUAACAACAAAUGCAAGGUGCCCCCAAAUGAAAGACCAUAUGCCUGUCUUGUUGAAAACUGUCCCAGACGAUUCUCAAGAUCAGAUGAACUCACAAGACAUAUGCGCACACACACUGGACAGAAACCAUUCCAGUGCCGCAUCUGCAUGAGGAAUUUCUCAAGGUCUGAUCAUUUAACAACACAUAUCAGAACACACACUGGGGAGAAGCCAUUUGCUUGUGAUGUUUGUGGAAGACGUUUUGCUCGCUCAGAUGAAAGGCGUAGACACAUGAAGAUUCACCUAAGAGAGCAAGCCAAAAAGGAAGAAGAGCUGAAGAAGAUGUUGGCAAAGCAGAACCCAGACUCUCCAGGUCAACAAGUUCCAUCUUUAUCACCCAUGGCAAUGCAUAUUUAGACAGUACUUUGCUUUGACCUGUUGUUGUUGAAUUUUGGGACAUAUUUAUCCUUAUAUACGUAAACAUUUCUCAUCUAGCUGGAUAACUAUAACCCCUUGCCUUUUUCCUGACAGUCCUGUUCCCACACUUGCUACCUUGCUGCCUUUGAAACUGCCAGAUAGCAGUAAAGUCCAUGAAAGCCACGUUCUUUUGUAGGCACGUUUUCAGAAGAGUAUUUUUGAGAAUAUCACCAUGUUUUGCAUGACCUAGUGUAGUAGUGACUAAGAUUUUACCUUUGGACUUUUCCCUAAGAACAGUUAUGUCAGGACAGGAUUUAAUUUGAAAUAAGCUACAGUCUGUCUUUAUUUCUACAAAGGCCACUAGCUAUUCUUCCUACAUAUUAGGGCUAUUUAGCAGCAGUUAUUGUAUUAUUAUCUUGAUGCAUGUGUAACAAAAGCUUUGACACUCAGUAUGCAGUGCUGGUAACUGUUGGUUGCUGAAGUUUUUAUUCGAGUAAUAUUGAUAAUCAA
Molecule: messenger RNA, 1942 nt
Organism: Rhopilema esculentum
Lineage: Eukaryota; Metazoa; Cnidaria; Scyphozoa; Rhizostomeae; Rhizostomatidae
Biological process (GO): regulation of transcription by RNA polymerase II
Molecular function (GO): RNA polymerase II cis-regulatory region sequence-specific DNA binding; DNA-binding transcription factor activity, RNA polymerase II-specific
Source: RefSeq, a predicted model, not a curated record